CGCCGACACUCCGCCGCCGCCUCCCACCGUCUCCGACAGCCCCUCCGAUAAGCUCACGGUUGUUCUUGACUUGGAUGAGACUUUAGUAUGCGCAUAUGAGUCAUCUAGCCUUCCUUCCCUUGUUCGUGAUCAGGCUAUUGAAGCAGGUCUGGAGUGUUUUGAGCUGGAAUGCAUAUCUGUGGAGAAGGAUGCUGAAGGAAAACAAAAGGUGAAUCAUGUCACUGUUUUUGAACGUCCUGGUUUGCGAGAGUUCUUGCAGCAAAUUAGCAAAUUUGCAAAUCUUGUUCUCUUUACUGCUGGUCUUGAAGGUUAUGCAAGCCCUCUUGUUGAUAGAAUAGAUGUUGAUAAUAAAUUUUCUCUUCGUCUAUACCGGUCUUCGACUGUCAGCACGGAAUAUCGGGAGCAUGUCAAAGAUCUUUCUUGCAUGUCAAAAGAUCUCUGCCGCAUUGUCAUUGUUGACAACAAUCCUUUCAGUUUCUUGCUGCAACCACUAAAUGGAAUACCAUGCAUCCCAUUUUCUGCAGGACAGCCUUGUGAUGAGCAGCUUAUGGGGGUUCUUCUUCCGCUUCUAAAGCACCUAUCAAUCCAGAGGGACGUCAGGCCUAUAUUGUAUGAAAAAUUUCACAUGCCAGAGUGGUUUAGACAGCAUGGAAUACCCAUCCAUGAUUGCACUUGGUGAAUUUGCUGAGUACCAUUGCAAAACUGUCCUUCUCGAGGCCUCUGAGCUGGCGCUGUCUUUCAUGCAGAUCUUUCUGAUCCCGAAAGCUUGCUGUACAUUAUCAUAUUAUCAGGUCCUGUUCAGGGAACUCUGGAGUCCAAUUAGACUUGUUCCUCCCAUUUUAAUAUAUAUACAUUAUUUCAGUGCUACUUAAACAUUGAAUAUAGCACUGUAUUUAAGUAGCAAUUAUCUGUUGAUUUUGUCAUGUAGUCAAUGCAUAAUAUUUUUUAUAUUUAUUGUUGAAAGUUUUCAUA
Molecule: messenger RNA, 972 nt
Organism: Elaeis guineensis (African oil palm)
Lineage: Eukaryota; Viridiplantae; Streptophyta; Magnoliopsida; Arecales; Arecaceae
Molecular function (GO): phosphatase activity
Source: RefSeq, a predicted model, not a curated record